AUGUUAGAUGAAGUGGAAAUAUACGAGCCGGAUGGGAAGGGGAAUGAAACCCCGCUAGUGGCUACAGUAAAGAGCCUGAAGAAAUCGACAAUGGAAAGGCAAACAGGGAGCGGUAUAAAGGAAGCCCACAGAGAAGAAGCGAGCGGAUGUCCGAAAGGAAAGGGGACCGACCUUAAUAAAGUUGAGGUAGCAAAAGUGACUAGAAGGACAUAUGUGCCCCCACACACGUCGGCCAUGAUUGAGGUAGACUGCAGGGAAACAGGACCCGACGAAAGAGUUUUGUGGACAAAUAGGAAAGAGGUUGCAAGUGGGAUCUUCAAGGUAGGAGAAGAAGUAGGUGAAUGGAGUACGGAAAAAUGGAACGAAAAGUGGGAAGACCUGAAUCCACUGCUGCUUGAUUCAGGAGCAACGCUAGGAGAUAUUGCGGGGGUAUCAUUCCCAGGUGCUGUCGCGGAGGAGAUCGAGAGUCUUUGGAACGUUUGGCUCGCUUGUAGUAUUUUUCGUCGCACCGAUCUUGACAUUGGGAAGAAAAUCAAGUAUCAUCGCGAGGGCCACAUCUGCUUCGAUGCAGAUUCGUUCAAGAUCGUGCUAAAAUCCGCUUAUGGGCGAUGCACAGACUGGACCGACUUCAUCUGCAACACAAAACGUAUAGCCGAGCACACCGCCAUCGAAAAUCAGCAUGUCCACCAUUCCUAUAAUGAGGCAUUGCAAAAGGUUCGCGAAGAGAUCGAAGAGCAGUCGCUCAGGGACCGCUCGAAGAAAAUAGGAUCAGUCUUAUACGCCGCAUUCGAAGGCGCAAGCCCGAUGAAAAAAGACGGGAUUCGCGGAGGGAUCGUCACCAAAGUUGUGCUCAAUUUUAAGCGUCUUGUAGAGGUCUUGGAAGAAUGGAGAUCUUCCAAAUCAUGGGUCAUCGUGUGGCCCCAGGAAGCAGAUUUCGCAGAAUGCACUACAGCAAAUUUGAUUAGCUUGGCAAAGUCCUAUUUGGAAGAAGAAGGUUCUACUGCCACAGCAUGGCCACCGAUCAAUUCAAAGAAUCAAUCCAAGUGGUUGAAUUUAUCGGGACUCUGGAGGAGCCUAGAUGAGGCGCUAGUGAAGCUCGACAAGGGUAAUCAUGUGCUUUGUACUGCUAGCAACAGCUUCAUGGAAGGCAAGAGGUUAGCGCUCCUGAAGGAAGCGCACAGCUCUAUAAUAAUUAUGUAG
Haemonchus placei is the source of this 1200-nucleotide messenger RNA. The record is from the annotation of a GenBank genome assembly. NCBI's taxonomy places the organism in Eukaryota, Metazoa, Nematoda, Chromadorea, Rhabditida, Trichostrongylidae.